UCUCGACGAAUUGAUAACGUUUAGUCGUUGAUCAAAUUUUCGUUUCUAACAUUUGAAAUAGUACAAAUAUAUCGUUUACCAUUGUAAAUCGUCUAUCAAACAACAGUAUUAUUGUCUACACCUAACGGUUCGCUACGGCGUUACGUCUAAUUCUUGUUUGCGUUUCAUAUGGUCUCGUUGUGAGUUCUCGUUUUUAAGUAAGUUUCUCAUCCGAUCGUCGUUAACACACGCUCAUAGUACCACGUUCUCUGUAAGCUUUCGGUGUUAUUUUCGUUUGACCAGUACGUAUUUUAUAAAUCAAACUACAUGUACUUAAGUGCCUCUCGUUGAAUCAUUGUGCACGCGUAAUGGAUCAGCAACAUAGUUUUGAUGGAUUCAGUCUCAGACGAAUUCUGACGAAUGAUACGGAACGUAAAAUGAUCGCCGUCGAAGGAAAUUUCAAUGGUGGUAUAGAACCAGCCGUUGUUGUUUUGGAAAAGUAUGCUUUUGACGAGGCUUCUGUGUUGAAUGUGUGCAACUCUGGUACGAAAUUAAAGUUAAAUAUGGAAAACGACGUUUACAAAUCAUUCAGUUGUGUGCCACCAUUCAAUGAAAACAUUGCUUUCAACAAGAUGGACUUGAUAUACCCAGCGUCAGAAAAGCAUAUAUUAAAAUUUUCAAGCCAACCCAUUUAUCUGGUGCAAGAAACUGAAGACAUUUAUCAGAAUAUAACUCUACCUCAUAUCUUAAGUAACAGUUUGUCAUUACAAUGGGUGUACAAUUGCUUGGAGUAUAAAUCUGAAAAAGAAAAAAUCAAAUAUGAUACUGCUUCCGAGAAUCAAAAAAAUGAUGAUAAUGAUGGCUUUAUACUUUUGCCAGAUCUUAAAUGGUCUGGUAAGAUUAGUGAAUUGUAUUUGUUAGCUAUUGUUAAAAAAAGAAAUAUUAAAUCGCUUAGAGAUUUAACAGCUGAUCAUUUACAGUUAUUAAAAAAUAUUUUAAAUAAAGGAUCGGCUGCUAUUUUUAAAUUGUAUGGAGUUGAACUAUCUCAAUUACGCAUUUAUGUACAUUAUCAACCAUCAUUCUAUCAUUUUCAUGUUCACUUUACUUAUUUGAUGCAUAAACCUGUAGGAAUCAAUGUAGAAAAAGCACAUUUACUAACAACAAUAAUCAACAAUAUUGAGAUGCAAGGAAACUAUUAUCAAAAGGCCAUGUUGAAUUAUACUAUUAAAGAAAGUGAUCCUUUGUUUAAUUGUUUUGUAGAGAGAGGUAUUCUUCGUAAAGCUAAACCACUUGAUGAAACAAAUAAUUUAUAAGCACUUAUUGAUUGUGAUACAACAAUUUAAUUUAUACUUGUAAGUAUAUAAUACUAUUUUUUCUAUUAUAACAUAUAAUGUAUUAUUAUUACUUGGCUGGUUGGGUUAUUAUUGUAUCCUUUUAUGUACUUUUUUUUUUUGUAUAUAUAUUUGGUAAAAACUAAAAUUAUAGAUUUGAAAUGUUUUACUUGAAUUGGUAAUAAGUAUUGAGUUGAAAGUUCUAUAAAUUAAAUAUUGACUUUUCACUUAAUAUAAAUCAUAAAGUGUUUUAGUUUUUGAACA
Messenger RNA from Sipha flava (yellow sugarcane aphid), 1574 nucleotides. It is a transcript of the gene Dcps, whose product is annotated as m7GpppX diphosphatase. Gene Ontology annotation, biological process: deadenylation-dependent decapping of nuclear-transcribed mRNA. Gene Ontology annotation, molecular function: hydrolase activity; RNA 7-methylguanosine cap binding. NCBI's taxonomy places the organism in Eukaryota, Metazoa, Arthropoda, Insecta, Hemiptera, Aphididae. The record is from RefSeq and is a predicted model, not a curated record. Bases 348 to 1292 code for a protein of 314 amino acids. The transcript has 6 exons. Gene Ontology annotation, cellular component: nucleus; P-body.